AUACAUCUACCGGGUUUAUCCGGUCUUUUUUCCUGAAGCCAGUUUACUUUAGAAACAGUCCUACCACAGCAAACAUUCAACAUAACUUCCUCUGCAGCCUUCAAAAGCUCCAUCUGAAGACCAACAAAGACUUCACAGCCCCCGCUAGGCAUCAGCCCUCGUCAACUUUAAGUUUAGAACCCUGGCUGUGGUGGACCGUUCGGGAGUUUGAUCUACCAGGUACAAGAUCUUGGUGGACCAGGCACGUCGUCAAAGUACAACUUAAAGAACGGAUCUGAAGGUGAGUCUUACUACAUGAUUAUGAUUCUAUGAAAAGGUUGUUUUAAAAAUGCCUGACGUGGAGAAGUCAGUCAAGAUGGCGGCCAAGAGAUGCCAUCAUCGGAUGGUUGAUGAUCAACCAAAAGAGGGCGGUUGGGGUAUCAUAGUCGUGCUGGCGGGCCACAUCAACAUGGCCCUGACGAUGGGCCUGCAGCGCUGCUGCGGGGUCUUGUACUUCAGUUGGAGGAACGAGUUCGAAACCAGCGCCCAAGAAACUGCGACCGUGCAGAGUCUGUUGUCAGCUUUCUCGUGCUUUAGUGUUUUCCUUGGGGGACUUCUGACGAAGCGGUACGGUUCCAGGAUCUCCGGAAUGGUCGGAGGGUUCCUGAUUACGACGGGGCUCUUCUGCAGCUGUUGGGUGACCGACAUAAAACAGUUGUACGUCACAGCCACAGUCAUAGGCGUUGGUCUGGGGAUUUCCUUUAACUCGAUGAUUGUCGCAGUCGCCACGCACUUCAAGACGAGGUACAAAACCGCCCAUGCGGUGGCUUACUCAGGGAUGGGGACCGGUAUCAUGGCGCUGCCGCCCUUACUGCAGCUUCUUUUGGAACACUACGGGUGGAGGGGGGCCCUUAUGAUCGUCUCUGCCAUCAUGGCGAAUAUUAUGGCGUGUGGCGCCCUCUAUCGACUCCCUGCUGAUCGGAAAUCGGGGUUGGACGGCCGCCAGAGGGAACAGCAUAUCGCAGGCGUUAGCGAAGGCGAUGAUGAUGAAUUGGGCUGGAAUGAGGCUGUUGGUAAGGAGUUGGAAGUGGAAGCCAGCCUGGGGACGUCAGAGGAUCUUUUGAAGACUUUACCUGAAUUGGAGGAUGCGAACGGAGGCAUAGAGAAAUACACUGCACUGAACGAAGGAGAGAAACUUAAUUCCAUGGCUUGUCUGUGGAAGAAAAUGUCAUCGUCAGUAGGGUUAGAUGUUUUCGUUAAGAGCUACCGCUUCACGCUGCUGUGUCUGAUGCAGACGGAAGUGAACAUGCCGUACACGGCUUUCAUCCAGUUUAUUAUCCCAAGGGCCGAGAGCACGGGCGUGGCGCCUUCUACCGCCGCCUUUCUGAUUAGCCUCUUGGGGAUCGGAGGCUUGCUGGGACGCCUGGGCAACGGGCUUCUGAUCAGCUGGAAAGUGUCGGCAGAGGGCGUCAUCACCGCGUGCUUCGCCCUGGCCAGCCUGUCGUCUCUCUUGCCCACCCUGGACGGGUAUGCGUGGCUAGCCGUAGCCUCUUUCGUCCAGGGAUUCACCAUUGGGGCUUUCCACGCGAUUCAGAUCGUGCUGAUCCGCCGGUACGUUGGUUUGUCCCGGCUGGUACUCAGCACCGGCUUGUGCCAUAUCAUCGUGGGGAUUGGAGUGCUAAGUGGACCAGUGAUUGCAGGUUGGUUGUUUGACGUCACUGCAAGCUACAAAGCAGUCUUCUAUGUAUUGACGGGAGUGUACGUCGUCUGCACGUUACAGAUGCUACUUAUACCGUUGCUGAAGCGGCUGGAGCCCGGAAUAACUGUCCAACCAUGGGAUGAGUGAACUUGUCUCGGUAGACGUAACAAAAACAGCUACGUCUAUCCACAUUACUGUUUUAGUAUUUUAGUUGUACGGUUGUACCUUUUUCGUUUUCGUUGGCGACAUUCCCCACCGCCCUUUCACAUGGUACUGGUAGGGGCUUAUCCCUUUCACAUAAUAAACCCAGUCGUGUUGUGCUAAACUUCUGAGGACACUUAUUGUUCCCUUCCUUUGUUCCUAUAUUGUUUGCACAGACGUUUUCUCCACAUUUCCCGUUAUGUUUGUACACGAAAACCUCUCGAGGACUUGGCUCGGGUCCUCGGGUUAUUGCUAUCGCAGGUGAACUACUGUCACAA
Messenger RNA from Patiria miniata (bat star), 2157 nucleotides. Its product is annotated as monocarboxylate transporter 12-B-like. Gene Ontology annotation, biological process: monocarboxylic acid transport; transmembrane transport. Lineage: Eukaryota; Metazoa; Echinodermata; Asteroidea; Valvatida; Asterinidae. The coding region runs from base 329 to 1825 and encodes 498 amino acids. The record is from RefSeq and is a predicted model, not a curated record. Gene Ontology annotation, molecular function: monocarboxylic acid transmembrane transporter activity. The transcript is spliced from 6 exons.